Messenger RNA from Cannabis sativa, 975 nucleotides. RefSeq lists its product as uncharacterized. Lineage: Eukaryota; Viridiplantae; Streptophyta; Magnoliopsida; Rosales; Cannabaceae. Gene Ontology annotation, molecular function: catalytic activity. The record is from RefSeq and is a predicted model, not a curated record. Bases 1 to 975 code for a protein of 324 amino acids. The transcript has a single exon.
AUGGAUAAGUUCCUUGUUUGGAAUCUCCGGGGAGCCAACAACCAGCAAAAACAACAACAAAUUAAACAGUUCAUUCGAACUCAAGAGGCUGGUUUUGUUGGUCUUCUCGAAACAAGGGUAAAGGUUCACAAGCUUGGAACCUUGUACCUUAAUGUCUUUAACGGAUGGUGUUUUUCGUCAAAUAUAGCAUGGCACCAAGGAGGAAGGAUUGGUAUCGCUUGGAACCCAAACUGUUUCAUUGUUGAUAUUAUCAAAUGUACGAGCCAACUUAUGCAUUUGAAAAUAACAACAAUGGAUGGUACUUAUCAUAGUUUCUUGACUGUUAUAUAUGGCUUCAAUGACAUGAAAGAAAGAUUGGAAUUGUGGAAGGAUUUACAGUCCUCAAAGACAGAUGAAAGUUGGAUAUUAAUGGGGGAUUUUAAUGCAAUCAUAGGCAAAGAUGAGAGAGUGGGCCACAAAGUUAAAUAUCAAGCUGAAGCUGAGUUCAUUGAGUGCAUUCAAGACUGUCAACUUGAAGAUAUCAAAGCUACGGGUGCUUUCUUUACGUGGACGAACAAACAGCAGGGCCAAGACAGAAUUUUUUCAAAGAUCGAUAGAAUCAUGGCCAACCAAAACUGGUUAGAUACUUACCCGAAUGCUGAAGCUUUAUUUUUGAAUGAGGGAACUUAUGAUCAUACCACAGGUAUUCUGUCUUUAUUUCCCAAAUGGAAGUGUGGGAAAAAACCCUUCAAAUAUUUUAGGAUGUGGACAACACACCCUGAAUAUGACAGUAAGGUUGCUGAUGUAUGGAAACAAAGAAUUAGUGGCACUAGUAUGUAUCAGGUGGUGCACAAAUUGAAGGCCUUAAAGCCUGUCCUUAGAGAGAUCAACCAGAAAGGCUUCUUGGACUUGCAAGCUACAUGGAUUCAAGAAAAGCAACUACUUGAUGAAACUCAGAGUAAGCUGCAUACUGAUCCAUUAACUGAAGCUCUAUAG